This is a messenger RNA of Talaromyces rugulosus, 2040 nucleotides long. RefSeq lists its product as uncharacterized. The transcript is spliced from 4 exons. Gene Ontology annotation, biological process: DNA-templated transcription. The record is from RefSeq and is a predicted model, not a curated record. NCBI's taxonomy places the organism in Eukaryota, Fungi, Ascomycota, Eurotiomycetes, Eurotiales, Trichocomaceae. Gene Ontology annotation, molecular function: DNA binding; zinc ion binding. The coding region runs from base 1 to 2040 and encodes 679 amino acids.
AUGCUCAACGAGAGGAUGAGCCGGUUGAGUCAUGAGCCGACGAACAGUAGAACGUCUAACUCCCUCGACUUUGCAGGCCCUAUCAAGAGCAUCCAGGAGGAGCACUGUUUGCUCGAACCAACGCCAUCUGCUUCAUCAAUCGGCUCUAUACGAAACCAAGAGACCUUGUCGUAUAGGCCUACCAGCGAGGGUAUUCGUGAGUUUCAUUACGACUCUUCAAAAGAGGAGCACGAAGGUGAAUCGUCACUUUUCGCUCACGCCGUCUUUGCGAGUCGGUUUUUGCAGAACGCCAUUGACAACACGACCAACUCCGAAGUUGCACACGAGAUGGAAGCGGCCCUGGACGGCCUUAGGUCAGCAGUCAAUUCUGGGAAACCGCAGUCUGAUACACUCGAUAAACUGUAUCCUCACGCCAGGGCGAUCCCACUCGGUUCGACGACCCGCGGCCUUCCUUUACCAACCAUGGACAAGGUAUUCAUGUGCUUCCGUAUGGCCCGGGAAUCCUCCCAAGUAGCCAUGUUAUGGUUGGGAAAUCUUAUGAGACCGGCCCAGUUCAACGACUACUUUUUCAAAAUCGCAUCGCCUAGCCCAACUACCGAAGCCGACUUGGUUAUUGUCCAUUGCGGCCUUUACUGGCUGUUCUGCGAGUGUUCCAAAGUCGCCACGAAUGAAGAAACAAAACAAGAUUAUGACGCGCAGGCAUUCAUAUGCGAGGUGAACCUCGAGACUGUCCUGGCCAACCUUCGGUUUCAUCAGCCAACAAAUAUCGACUUCGUAUAUGCGAUGGGCAUGGCCUCAUUGUAUUGUCUCCAGAAGAGUAAGCCAUCCACCGCGUGGAACUUCAUCAAUUCGGCCUCGCAUAUGAUACAAGCUCUUGGUUUGCAACAUAACGUGCCUGCAUGCAUAGAGGGGCCAGAAGAACAGGCCCAGAAGAGAGAUCUGUUUUGGACCAUAUACACAACAGAAAAAAUGUUGUCGCUACGCCUUGGUCGUCCAUCGACCUUUCGGGAUCAGGACAUCACACUGACCCGGAUUGGUAUGGGACGUCCCAACGGUUCUUUUUUGGCUGAACUGGCCCCCGGUUGGGUCAACAUGGCAACUAUACAGGGCCGGAUAUAUGACGAUAUAUACAGUCCAGGAGCUCUCACACAACCACCGCACAUCCGCAAUUCUCGUGCCCGGGAUCUCGCAGCCGAGUUAAAAACUACCAUGCGACGUACCCAAGACACCCACGACCAUUACGAAGCUAGCAAAGGGCAUGUGAUGGGCGUUGAUUAUCACGAAAUAGCAAGACGUUACGACCGAGUAGUCGGCUUAUGCAUGCUUACGCUUAUUUACCGAAGUAUCGCCCCAGAGAUACCAUCGACGUCCGCAUUUUGUCAGGAAUGCAUCGAUGCCGCCAGAGACACCCUUAAAGAACACAACCGUUGCGUCGCUGUCAUCACCAAGGCUCGAGGGAAGACAGUUCUCCUUGAAACAUACAUCAACUGGACUAUCAUCCAGUCUCCAUUCAUACCCUUCAUCAUCCUGUUCUGCCACGUUAUCGAGACGUCCAAGACCUCAGACCUCGAGCACAUGAGGGGUGUUGUCGAAACGCUCGAGUCUACAUCAAAUACCCCCGUACAUAACACAUGCGCUAAGCAACGGCGCCUCUUCAAAGCGUUGUACGACGUCGCGGAAAAGUAUGUCGAGGUCAAAUCCCGCGAUGACAGUGGGCAAGUGGGAAUGCCAUGGUCGAUGCAGUAUGUCGGUGUAUUUGCCCGCAAGGCCUCGAACGAACUCGCACUCAGUCCAUUGGACUCCGCAGGAAUUGUAGGAGACUCGGGGACGACGAAUACUGUAGAUGCCCCCGGUCCCUUGCCGUUGCAUAGCGAGGCUAAUGGGGAGAGCAUGGGGCUUGUGGGUGGACUAGGCGGGCCUAUGGUGUUUCGCAACACGGCCUUUGGUGAUGUAGACGUGGAGAUGGAUCUCUCGGGGGCUCAACUUUGGGACUGGUUCAACAAGAACCAAUCCAUGAUGAGGAUGCUGGAGGAUACAUAG